CUUGGGAGUUGCAGCUGGACAGAAUAAUGAAACACAGUGUUGGGGGGGGGGGCAUAAAGAGCUGUGAAGGAACCGUGCCCGCCGUUUGUGGUGUCUUCCCUCUCUCCGUCUCCUGUCUAUGCCCAAUCCCUUUACUCAGCUUUUCACGAUCCCGAGCGACUUGGGCCCGUGGCUGUGGCCCUUUUAAGAGAGGCCCCGCCCAUGCGGAGGGGUUGGGUCAGGGGCGGAGUCGGAGGCGGCGGGGAAGGAACAAAGCCCGGCCUGCGGGCCGCAGCUGGGCUCGGUCGGUGGGGCCCUGGGAGUGCGGGGCCUGCGGGCGGAAGCCCAGGCAGAGCAUUGGAGAGAAAGGCUCCAUCGUCGUCCGUGCCGGCCGGGUCAUGAAUGGGCUGCCCCUAGCCGAAGCGCCGGGCGGUGCGGGCUGCGCCCUGGCCGGACUCCCGCCGCUACCGCGCGGCCUCAGCGGUCUGCUUAAUGCGAGUGGGGGCUCGUGGCGGGAGCUGGAGCGCGUCUACAGCCAGCGCAACCGCAUCCACGAUGAGCUGAGCCGUGCGGCCCGCGUUCCUGAAGGGACCCGUGGCGCCACAGGCGCCGCUAACGCCGGACCUGCAGCCGGUCCCCUUGGGCCGCGUCGCCCUGUCAACCUCGACUCGGCAUUAGCUGCGCUGCGCAAGGAGAUGGUGGGGUUGCGGCAGCUGGACAUGUCCCUGCUGUGCCAGCUGUGGGGCCUGUACGAGUCAAUCCAGGACUACAAGCACCUGUGCCAAGACCUGAGCCUGUGCCAGGACCUGUCGUCCUCGCUGCACUCCGACAGCUCCUACCCUCCCGACGCCGGCCUGUCUGACGACGACGACCCUCCCGAUGCCAGCCUGCCCCCGGACCCACCGCCCCUCACUGUGCCCCAGACGCACAAUGCCCGCGACCAGUGGCUGCAGGACGCCUUCCAUAUCAACCUCUGAAGAACUGGGGGUGGGCGGGGGGCACGUACCCAUGCGAAAGGCUCAGAAGCUCAGCCCUGAGCAGGUGCGCAGAGCAGAGGGCCUGCUUCUCCCCGCACCGUCUCACCCGCAGGAGGGCGAGGCCUGGGCGGCGCAGAGGCACAGCUGCCAGCCCCCUCUCCCGUCUCGGGUUUGCUGGCACUAGGGCAGGCACCUGGGCGACAACCUUUGCCCUUGGCACUGGACCUCCAGUUUUUCCAUGUGUGCCCCCCACCGUGGCUAACCUGUAAGCUGGCGGUGGGGCUCGAAGCAUCUUGCGUUCCCCUUGGCGGCUCUGGGAUUGGGAUGAGUGCCUGGCUGCCAUGCCCUUUUCACCUUUUGCUGCUCUUGGCAGCCGCUGGCUCAGGGGCAUUCCGCUUCCAUUCCCCUAGACAAGGGCUCCAGGACCUAUUCUUGCACCCACCCACAGCCGAGAGGGCCAAGGCUCCGCGCUGGAUAUUUAAGUUCAGGAGCCAGCCUCUUGGGCGCAUAUAUAAAUAAACACCCUCCGCGCGUGCC
This is a messenger RNA of Phyllostomus discolor (pale spear-nosed bat), 1493 nucleotides long. It is a transcript of the gene FAM89B, whose product is annotated as family with sequence similarity 89 member B. The record is from RefSeq and is a predicted model, not a curated record. Gene Ontology annotation, molecular function: transcription corepressor binding. Gene Ontology annotation, cellular component: cytoplasm; lamellipodium. The transcript has 2 exons. Gene Ontology annotation, biological process: negative regulation of transforming growth factor beta receptor signaling pathway; establishment of cell polarity; positive regulation of cell migration. The coding region runs from base 27 to 956 and encodes 309 amino acids. Lineage: Eukaryota; Metazoa; Chordata; Mammalia; Chiroptera; Phyllostomidae.